Messenger RNA from Sodiomyces alkalinus F11, 1248 nucleotides. Its product is annotated as Oxysterol-binding protein. Bases 1 to 1248 code for a protein of 415 amino acids. Gene Ontology annotation, molecular function: oxysterol binding. Gene Ontology annotation, biological process: endocytosis; piecemeal microautophagy of the nucleus; maintenance of cell polarity. Lineage: Eukaryota; Fungi; Ascomycota; Sordariomycetes; Glomerellales; Plectosphaerellaceae. Gene Ontology annotation, cellular component: membrane; cytosol; intracellular membrane-bounded organelle. The transcript has 3 exons. The record is from RefSeq and is a predicted model, not a curated record.
AUGGCGUCCCCUAUCCAAGUCUCCAGCAGCUGGGGUGCCUUUGUCAAGUCGAUCGCCUCUUUCAAUGGCGACCUCUCCUCUCUCACUGCGCCGCCCUUCAUCCUCUCAGGCACCUCCCUGACCGAGUUCUCCUCCUACUGGUGCCAGCAUCCCCCUCUCUUCGCUGCCCCCGCCAGCGAACCCGACCCUGCCAAGCGAGCUGUCCUGGUCCUCAAGUGGUUCAUCAGCACCCUGAAGCAGCAAUACGCCAGCCGAAGUGAGGAAUAUGGAAACGAAAAGAAGCCUCUCAACCCUUUCCUGGGCGAGCUUUUCCUCGGGGAGUGGGAGGAUAGCGCUGGUGUCACCGAGCUCAUCAGCGAACAGGUCAGCCAUCACCCUCCUGCUACCGCCUACUCCAUUCGAAACGCCCGCUCUGGUGUCCAUCUAGAGGGCUACAACGCCCAAAAGGCCACCUUCAAGAGCACCAUCAUCGUCAAGCAGAUCGGUCACGCCGUCCUUACCGUUCCCAUCCCCAACGCAGACCCUUCUUCCGCCAACAAGACGGAAACCUUCCUCAUCACCCUCCCCUCGCUGCACAUUGAGGGCCUCCUCCUCGGCACCCCCUUCGUUGAGCUCGACGGCUCCUCUUACAUCACCUCAUCGUCCGGCUUUACCGCCAAGAUCGACUAUUCAGGCAGAGGCUGGCUCUCAGGAAAGAAAAACUCCGUCACCGCCGUCCUGUACCGCACCGACAACGAGAAGGACGUCCUCUACAACGUCACCGGCGUGUGGACCAAGAGCUUCGACAUCUACAAGGGCCCCUCCAAGACCAACGCCUCCAAGACCAAGGUCGACACCUACGACGCCGCCGCGGACCCCAUCACCCCGCUCCGCAUCCGCCCCGUCGAGGAGCAGUACCCUCUCGAGUCCCGCCGCGCGUGGGCCAAGGUGGCCGCGGCCAUCCUCAAAGGCGAUAUGGACACCGUCUCUGUCGAGAAGGGCAAGAUCGAGCAGGCCCAGCGCGACCUCCGUGCCAAGGAGCGGGAGGAAGACAGGGCUUGGGAGAGACGCUACUUCACUGCGCUCCAAGGUGCUGAUCCCAUUCUCGAGAGCCUGGGUCCUGUUGUCGGCGUACCCGUUUCUGGCGAUGCCGAUAAGACGGGUGGUCUAUGGCGAUACGAUAAUGAGAAGGCGGAGAAGGUGCGCAACCUGCCUCCUUUGAGCGAGGAAGAGGCACAGACUGUCGCCAAAGAAAUCCUGGGCCAGUAG